Cajanus cajan (pigeon pea) is the source of this 1928-nucleotide messenger RNA. RefSeq names its product protein DETOXIFICATION 49. Gene Ontology annotation, biological process: xenobiotic detoxification by transmembrane export across the plasma membrane. Lineage: Eukaryota; Viridiplantae; Streptophyta; Magnoliopsida; Fabales; Fabaceae. Gene Ontology annotation, molecular function: antiporter activity; xenobiotic transmembrane transporter activity. Gene Ontology annotation, cellular component: membrane. The record is from RefSeq and is a predicted model, not a curated record.
CGAAGUGUUUGUAGCCGUGUGCAAUACUCCAAAGGAAAAAUAUUUUGGGAACCUCCAAAUUCAUUCCUUAUAAAUGGAACAUUCCAAGUUUACUAGCCCAAGUGCCAAAACCCUCCCCCCUUUAUAUAAACCCCACUUGCAAAGUGCAACAAUUCGCCACGAGCAUGCACGCACUCUAAUACUUGUAAACUGCAAUUCCUUCUCUCUCCCUCUCUCUUGUCUAUAGUGAAACGAUGCUCAAGAUAUCCCCAACCUCUAGUUUCUGUGAAAGGAAUGAGGGUGACCAAAAUAGGCAAGUACAAGUAGAAGAGGAGCCCAACAUGUUCACCACUUUGAUCCCCGAAUCCCCAACAUGUGAAUCCCAUAAUAACACCACCCAUUUGUCCCUAGCUGUCAACGAAGCCAAAUGCAUAUUCAACAUAUCCUUCUCCAUGGUCCUAACAGGCCUCUUACUCUAUUCCCGCUCCAUGAUCUCCAUGCUCUUCCUCGGCCACCUCGGAGACCUCGCUCUCGCAGGUGGCUCCUUAGCCAUCGGUUUCGCCAACAUCACCGGCUAUUCCAUUCUCUCUGGCCUCGCCAUGGGCAUGGAACCCAUCUGCGCUCAAGCCUUCGGAGCUAAACGCUUCAAACUCCUCGGUCUCACCAUGCAGAGAGCCGUGCUCCUCCUCCUCCUAACUUCACUCCUCAUCUCAUUCUUCUGGCUCAACAUGAACAAAAUAUUGCUCCUUUGUGGCCAACAACAAGACAUAGCCAAUGAAGCACAAAGUUACAUAAUUUACUCUCUCCCUGAUCUUAUAUUACAAUCGCUGCUUCACCCUCUUCGAAUCUACCUCCGAAGCCAAUCCAUAACACUCCCUCUCACGUGCUGCGCCGCCUUAUCUAUCCUCCUCCACGUGCCCAUCAAUUACCUCCUCGUAUCCGUGCUCAACCUCGGAAUCAAAGGCAUCGCGUUAAGCGCGGUCCUCACAAAUUUCAACCUCGUGGCGUCCUUGGUUGUUUAUAUAAUCCUCUCGGGCACGCACAAGAAAACGUGGCCGGGUUUUUCCUCGGGGUGCUUCAAGGGGUGGAGAACGCUCGUGAAUCUCGCGGUUCCGAGUUGCGUUUCGGUGUGUCUGGAAUGGUGGUGGUACGAGAUUAUGAUAUUGCUAUGCGGGGUGUUGGUGAAUCCCCAUGCAAGUGUUGCGUCUAUGGGGGUUUUGAUUCAAACCACCGCUUUGAUAUACAUUUUCCCGAGUUCGCUGAGUUUUGGAGUGUCAACGCGGGUUGGAAACGAGUUGGGCGCGGGGAAUCCACGCGGAGCGAAACUCGCGGCGGUUGUGGGCCUCUGUUUUAGUUUCGUAUUGGGGGUCUCUGCUUUGGCGUUCGCGGUUUCCGUGAGGAAGGUUUGGGCCUCCAUGUUCACACGGGACGCGGAGAUCAUUGGUUUGACGUGUGCCGUGUUGCCCAUCAUUGGGCUUUGCGAGCUCGGGAACUGUCCCCAGACGACGGUUUGCGGCGUCUUGAGGGGAACCGCGAGGCCCAAAUUGGGAGCCCACAUAAAUUUAGGUUGUUUCUAUCUGGUGGGUAUGCCCGUCGCGGUGUGGUUGGGGUUCUUUGCGGGGUUUGACUUCAAAGGGUUGUGGCUUGGGAUGUUGGCGGCGCAAGGGUCUUGUAUGAUCACAAUGAUGUUCGUGUUGGCACGUACCAAUUGGGAUGCUCAAGCACUAAGGGCUAAGGAGCUCACGUUUUCUGAACCUAAUGAGGCGAAAUUUUGCAACCUCGUGGAAGAGGAAGAGGUUGAGAAAUGCUUUUUCGGAUCAUGUGCCACCCAACAAGCCUCUCAUUUCGUUGUUUGAUUUUUGUCCCUCCACGCACAAAAAAUUUCCCCAAGGAUUUUUAGUUUUAUUUUUAUAGUCAAGAUUCAGAAGAUUAAUUAUUCAUUCUAUACA